Molecule: messenger RNA, 1274 nt
Organism: Gasterosteus aculeatus aculeatus (three-spined stickleback)
Lineage: Eukaryota; Metazoa; Chordata; Actinopteri; Perciformes; Gasterosteidae
Source: RefSeq, a predicted model, not a curated record
AACGCUAUUAAACAAGAGGGAAGUAAGUACCAGGAAAAUACACAACAGUGCAUUCCUGAUCUUUCCUCUCGAUGUGGGCCACAUACGUAGCAUCAGCAGGGAUUAUCUGCACGCUGACCAGACGGAAGGUCUUUGUUGCUGUGACGUGCUAUCGGGACUUCAGUCAUGGUGAGGGGGGGUUUUUUGGUUCCAGGGUGAGAGGCUGCGAGCUGAACGGCCAGUUCACAGGAGCUGGAGCUGGUUGAUGCCACGUUUCUAGAAGCCAAGACUCUCUCAUCACCCAAUUGACGGCAAGUCGAAAUACCAAAAUAUGUACCAUGCACAGAGGGAAGGGAGCCAAAGGGACAAAGCUGACCCUCAAGAUCGCCAAAAAGGCAAUAAGGUUGUCCCCGGAUGGACGGCGCAGACUCACGCUUAGCAACAUGGGUAUAACCAUCUUCCCCAAGUGUCUCCUAAAGCUGAAGAACGUGGACGAGUUGGACCUCAGUCGCAACCUGAUACAGAAACUCCCAGAUAACAUCGGGAGCUUCUCGUCACUGAGGGGAUUGGAUCUACACAGCAACAAACUGGAGUCUGUGCCCGAGUCCAUCGGCAACCUGGUGGGACUGACCCACCUCAACCUUUCAAACAACCGCCUGAUCUCCGCGGGAUUACCGUCCACGUUAGGUUCUCUCACCAGCCUGAAGAGUCUCAAUCUGGGAAUGAACCAGCUAGACAACCUUCCUCCCACAAUGAAGGCCUUAGAUUGUCUGCAGGAAUUGGGUCUGUUUGAUAAUCUCUUUAUCAAUCAACCAGAGUUUUUGAAAGUGCUAAGCAACCUAACAAAGUUGAACAUGAAGAACAAUCCUCUAUCGCAUGUUCAGGGGGUUGGUGAGAGGGUGGAGAACGAAAAAGCUCAAGCAGAGGAAGACGUGUUUCUGGUCCAUGAGAGCAGCCUGUGUAGGACAUGCCUUAGGAGAUGCCAGGAGCAUGGGGAAGGGCUAACUGGAGGAAGAGGGGACGUGUUCGAGGAGAUAAGGGUGAGGACUUAUCGCGGACUGAUGGUACCAAACUCAGUGGCAGCGGUCGAUCAGGACGUGUGGCGAAUAAGAAAGGCGGAAUGCGAGCCGGUCGGAUGAGCGAACAGCGUCACACACUAGAGUACAACUGAAAUGAAUGUCACUUUUAUGCAGCUCUAAAAGCUAGUAUUUGCAUAGUGUACCCACACAAGUGCCACACAACCAAUGUGUUAUGUACACACAGUUUUAAUUGAUAAAAUAAAACGAGUGACUGCA